Acomys russatus (golden spiny mouse) is the source of this 729-nucleotide messenger RNA. It is a transcript of the gene Sh3bgr, whose product is annotated as SH3 domain binding glutamate rich protein. The transcript has 5 exons. Gene Ontology annotation, cellular component: cytoplasm. NCBI's taxonomy places the organism in Eukaryota, Metazoa, Chordata, Mammalia, Rodentia, Muridae. The record is from RefSeq and is a predicted model, not a curated record. The coding region runs from base 160 to 729 and encodes 189 amino acids.
CUGCGACGCCUUUUGGUUGGAGGGGGAGGGCUGAGAGCCGAGGCUCGGGUCCCCGCCAACGCUGGCCUGGCACCUGCUGCCCCAGCGUCACUGGGGGAUUUGUCUAGCGACUUCCCUAGCAGGGGUGUGUGAGGGGGAGUCCUCUUUCCGACUGUCGAAAUGGUUAUCAGAGUGUUUGUUGCCACAUCUUCUGGGUCCAUAGCGAUUAGGAAAAAACAGCAAGAGGUGGUCGGCUUUUUGGAGGCCAAUAAAAUAGACUUUAAGGAACUGGACAUUGCUGGGGAUGAAGACAACAGGAAGUGGAUGAGAGAGAAUGUUCCCGGGGAGAAGAGACCUCAGAAUGGCAUCCCUUUGCCUCCUCAGAUCUUCAACGAAGAGCAAUAUUGUGGGGAUUUUGACUCUUUCUUCUCUGCAAAAGAAGAAAAUAUUAUUUACUCAUUCCUUGGUUUGGCUCCCCCUCCUGGGUCAAAGGUGACAAAGUCUGAGGACGCGUCUUCUCUUCCCAAUGGAGACGUAGCAGGAGAAACAGAGGGUGCUGCGGAGGGAAUAGAGAAGACUGAAGAAAGUGGAGAAACCGAGGCACAGAGAGAGGACACUGAGGACACUGGUGGCAUUUCUGAGUCCCCAGAGAAGAACGUGAGUGCUCGCUCUGCUCACAGGAGUUUUACUGCGUCUUUCCCAGUACUGAGCUCCUGUAAGGUGCCGGGAGCUAUGCUGCACGGACACUGA